Raphanus sativus (radish) is the source of this 1404-nucleotide messenger RNA. RefSeq lists its product as uncharacterized. The transcript has 4 exons. The record is from RefSeq and is a predicted model, not a curated record. The coding region runs from base 519 to 1151 and encodes 210 amino acids. NCBI's taxonomy places the organism in Eukaryota, Viridiplantae, Streptophyta, Magnoliopsida, Brassicales, Brassicaceae.
CCGAACACAACACACUUCUAUAUCUGUUUCGAAAUCAACUCUGCUGUCUUUUCUCAUCAAAUAAUUUAAUUUAUUUCGUUGUCAAUAUCUCAGAAUAAAACCAUCUAUAUUUCGACGAAUGUGUGUAUAAAAGUCCUUCUUUUUCUUUGUCCUGAUUUAGUUUUCUUUUUUGAAUCGGUCUGAACUCGGACAACUAAUCCGGCAUUUUCUCCUCGGUCUCUCUACUCUUCUCUUCAGUAUCGGAUCUGUGUCUCCUUCUCUUUCUUUUCAAGUUUUUUUUUCCUGGAGACGACGCGUUAGCUGUAAUUCAAUAAUUUACUGGCUAUUAAACGCGUCACAAGCGUCAAUAUAAGACAAACUCACACAGAGAGACAUCUAGUUUGCACAUGCGUAUCAUUUCAUCUCUAUCGGUGAUAGAUCUUGAUUAGAGAUUCAAGACCUAAAAGAACUUCGAUUCUUGUCUGAAGUGUGAGGGCUGUGUUCUUUUUCGGUUUUGGUAUCUUUGUCUUGAGUGGAUAAUGGGAAUGAGUCUCGAUUUUGAUGUCGAUCUUGAGAAAGGAAUCGUCGAUGCACAAUCUUCGGAGGAGCCAAUGAUACCGAUGUCUACAGAUAACAAACCGGUUACCGGAGAAGAAACCGUUGGUUCGUUAGAAAACAGUGCGGCUCCGGUUCAGUCUGCGAAACCGGGAUGGGGAAGGAGCGAGAGGAAGGAGAACCGCAAGAAAUCGGCGUCGAAGCCUCCCCGGCCGCCGCGUGGACCGUCGCUAGACGCAGCUGAUCGGAAACUGAUAAGAGAGAUCGCUGAGUUGGCGAUACUGAAACGCGCGAGGGUCGAACGUAUGAGAGCUCUGAAGAAAUCGAGAGCGGCUAAAGCUGCGUCUGCGGCUUCUUCUCUCGGCAAUGUAUUGGCUACGCUUCUAACCGUUAUAUUCUUCUUCGUCCUCGUUUUGCAAGGAUUUCCACCGAGAGCAGCCGCUAGCUCCGGGAGAUCUCCGUUAGUAGACACCGGAAAAGCUAAUGGUGGUUUUGUUUCGGUUCAAUACGCGGGAAAUCCGUCUGCGAGUGAACCGGAUGGUGGUUAUACCGGUUCGGGUUUAGCACAGAGAUUGCCGAAUUUACCAAAACCAGUUUCCGGUUUGAAAAGAAGAUGAAUAGAGUUUCACAAUGAAGCGUAAACCAAAGAGCUGGAAUUGGACAAUUUCAUCACUGGUUAUCGAACCAUUUGUCGGUUUAGAUUGUCGGUGCUUCGGUGGAUCAUGUACUCUACUCGUACAGAUAAAUUUUUGGGGGCAAAAACAAUAAACUAUCCGAUGUGGGUAAGAAUUGUUUUGUAAUGUUUUUUUCCUAGAAAUAAUAUGAGAGAAGUUACAAAAAUAAAAUAAAAUAAAAUUAGUGUUAUACAUC